AUGGAGAACUACCAGAAGAUCGAGAAAAUCGGAGAGGGAACCUACGGUGUUGUUUACAAGGCCCGUGAGCUCACACAUCCUAAUCGCAUUGUCGCCUUGAAAAAGAUUCGGUUAGAGGCAGAAGAUGAAGGCGUUCCAAGCACAGCCAUCCGUGAGAUCUCCUUGCUGAAGGAAAUGAGCGACCCCAACAUUGUACGACUCCUCAAUAUUGUCCAUGCGGAUGGCCACAAGUUAUAUCUCGUUUUUGAAUUCCUGGACCUGGACCUCAAGAAAUACAUGGAGGCCCUACCUGUAAGCGAAGGCGGGCGUGGCAAAGCACUCCCGGAUGGCUCUGCACUAAGCAAGAGUAUGGGACUGGGAGAUGCCAUGGUCAAGAAGUUCAUGGCUCAGUUGAUUGAGGGAAUUCGCUAUUGCCACAGCCACCGUAUCUUGCAUCGGGAUCUCAAGCCUCAGAACCUCUUGAUCGACCGUGAUGGCAACUUGAAAUUGGCAGAUUUUGGACUGGCAAGAGCAUUCGGUGUUCCUUUGAGAACAUACACCCACGAGGUUGUCACACUGUGGUAUCGCUCCCCCGAAAUCCUCCUGGGUGGACGCCAGUACUCCACUGGUGUUGACAUGUGGUCUUGUGGAGCUAUCUUUGCAGAGAUGUGCACUCGAAAGCCUCUUUUCCCUGGAGACUCCGAAAUCGAUGAAAUCUUCAAGAUUUUCCGACUCCUUGGUACACCGGACGAGAUUGCCUGGCCUGGCGUCACCUCUUUCCCCGACUAUAAGCCCACCUUCCCCAAGUGGAAGCGUGAAGAAACCCGCGCACUGGUUCCUGGCUUAGAAGAAGACGGCCUUGAUCUCCUGGACGCCCUCCUCGAGUACGAUCCAGCACGGCGUAUCUCUGCCAAGCAGGCUUGCAUGCAUCCAUACUUCCAGCACGGUAGCUCUUACUAUUCCGGUCGCACCCGCAGACACUAA
Messenger RNA from Aspergillus bombycis, 963 nucleotides. RefSeq names its product cyclin-dependent serine/threonine-protein kinase CDC28 (gene nimX). The transcript is spliced from 4 exons. The record is from RefSeq and is a predicted model, not a curated record. Gene Ontology annotation, biological process: regulation of G2/M transition of mitotic cell cycle; regulation of gene expression; G1/S transition of mitotic cell cycle. Lineage: Eukaryota; Fungi; Ascomycota; Eurotiomycetes; Eurotiales; Aspergillaceae. Gene Ontology annotation, cellular component: cytoplasm; cyclin-dependent protein kinase holoenzyme complex; nucleus. Gene Ontology annotation, molecular function: ATP binding; cyclin binding; cyclin-dependent protein serine/threonine kinase activity. Bases 1 to 963 code for a protein of 320 amino acids.